CACAGCAGCCUACCCCACCACUACAGUUUCCACCACAACAACACCUCUCUUGCCUCCUGCCAUCAUCACAACUCGUAGCAGGACACUGUUCCAGCCCUCUACACCUCUGCCUUCCACCUCUACACCUGCUGAUGAUCAGCCCACCCCUGCCACCCCUCACCGACCCAAGCGUGGCCGUGUGUUCUCUCCUCUUCCAUCUACGUCUCGUGGGUUGCUGGAUGAUGAUGAUGAAGACGUGGAUGACCCACAACCACUGCCUUCUGCUGAACUCCUCCCCUCUACAGCAGUGAGAUCAUCCAAACGGAGGAGGGGGCCCCAGAAUCCAGUUGUAGGGCAACCGCUGAGGAGUGUGGGCUCAACACUACGUGGAAGGGACAAGAGGAAAACUGUGUGGAGGCCUGAUUCGAAAAGUAAUCUUUCCAGGUUGCAGGUGACAUACGACACUCCAGGAAAAACCUCCGAUGUGUUUGAUGGGUUAGAAAACAUUGAUGAAUACUUCCACCAGUUCAUCGAUGACUACAUGCUGGCUAUGGUUACAUUGCACACUAAUGACAGGGUCGCCAAUGUUAUGAGGGGGAAGUAUAAGAAUCCUGAUUACACCCUGCAGGAUCUUGACCUCAUGGAGAUGAAGGCCUUCUUGGGUAUCCUACUCAUGACAGGAGCCAGGAAAGAUAACAGGACCUCCUCCAAUAUAUUAUGGUGCAACGUAGAAGGCAUUCCUCUGUACCGGGCCAGCAUGUCAGAGAGGAGAUUCAGGAUCAUCUUGUCGGCACUCCGCUUUGAUGACGCAACCACCAGGGCACAGAGAGUGAGGACAGACAAGUUGGCACCCAUCCGAGAGUUGUGGGAAAAGUUGGUGCAGCACUGCCAAGCCCUCUACACACCUGGGCCCCACAUCACCGUGGAUGAACAGCUGUUGUCGUUCCGUGGGCGUUGUGGGUUUCGGAUGUACAUCAAGAAUAAACCUGCCAAGUACGGUCUGAAGAUUGUGAUGGCGUGUGAUGCAGACUCACACUACAUGCUGAACGCCAUCCCUUACCUGGGUAAGGGCAGCACGCCAUCAGACCGGCUUCAAGGGGAGUACUUCACCACGACGCUCACUGAGGCAUACCACUUCACCGGCCGCACUGUCACCACGGAUAACUGGUUCACCUCCAUUCCUCUGGUGGACAAGCUGCAGGAGAAGGGGCUGCACCUGGUGGGGACGUGCGGGGUGAAGAAGGAACUACCAGCAGAGCUCCUCAAAAUGAAGAUGGCGAAUAAGGAAUCUUUGGCAGUCUAUAACCAUGCCAGAGACCUCACACUUCAGUGCACCCAAGUCAAGCCUACCAAGCGCCUGCAGCUCCUGUCAACCAUCCACCACGAACCCACCAUCAUCGAGGGACACAAGACAGACAUCGUAAUGUUUUACAACGCGACCAAGGGCGGUGUUGACACAUUCGACCAGUUGUGUGCCGCUACAGACACCGCCCGCAAGACCAACAGAUGGCCAGUCUGCUUGUUUUAUGGGAUGAUAAACAUCGCGCUUGUUAAUUCAUUCAUUGUGUGGCAGGCCAAGCAUCCAGACAUGAAAAUGACCAGGAGGCAGUACACGAAGAUUCUGGCAGAGAAGCUGUGCAGGCCAUCUGCGGUGCGGCGCCUUGGUAUCCCAAGACUGAGCAUCAGCCUCCGUAGCCUCAUACGUAACACUUUCAAUGUCCCACCUGAGGAGAGGCCAGCAACACAGCAAAAGAAAACUGAGAAGAGGCAGCGGUGCUUCCUCUGCCCCACCAGAGAGCAGGGACGAACCCGGGUCUGCUGCAGUGGAUGUGGGAAGUCCGUGUGUGCAUCCCACUACUCUGUCUUCUGCCCCUCCUGUUGCUAGGCGUGGAUUUUGCAGAGAACAGGUUGUCUCGCGCCCGUCGUGUGGUGGAAAAU
Messenger RNA from Eriocheir sinensis (Chinese mitten crab), 1917 nucleotides. RefSeq names its product piggyBac transposable element-derived protein 4-like. The transcript has 3 exons. Lineage: Eukaryota; Metazoa; Arthropoda; Malacostraca; Decapoda; Varunidae. Bases 521 to 1864 code for a protein of 447 amino acids. The record is from RefSeq and is a predicted model, not a curated record.